Molecule: messenger RNA, 1146 nt
Organism: Psilocybe cubensis
Lineage: Eukaryota; Fungi; Basidiomycota; Agaricomycetes; Agaricales; Agrocybaceae
Exons: 6
Coding region: 1-1146 (381 amino acids)
Biological process (GO): regulation of DNA-templated transcription
Molecular function (GO): DNA-binding transcription factor activity; sequence-specific DNA binding
Source: RefSeq, a predicted model, not a curated record
AUGGAAAAUCUCGUGUUCGUAUUUUUAGGACAUUAUUACGCUAUGUCUGGAUAUUACUAUAACUCAACUCCUCAUUGCUAUGCCUCCCAGUCUGUGUACCCACCUCUGCUUUACGCUCAUGAACCUACCGUAAAUGUCAACGAUGAUUUGGGAGUCCACGGGGGCAUCGUUUCUGAUAGCUCACAUGCAUCAGAGCAGACAACUCAAUAUCCCUCGUCUUCUUCUGAUUCUCAUUUGUACGAGCAGGAAAUGGACUCCGACUUAGAAGACUCCGAACAAGCGUAUGAGAUACCAAUUCCAUCUAUUUACGAUACGGAAAAGUUGCUGCGCGAGCAUCUACAGAUUCCCGAGACGAAACCCCUGAACCUUUACUCCCUUCCCGAAUGUAUUGAUCCUAAUGAUCGAGCUAUCAGGCCAUCUACUAUUGCUUUGGCCGCGCUUGCAAUUUGGGGAUCAGACUCAAAACGGCUUUCACUUCAGGAGAUAAUCACGGCCAUCGAGGCAAGAUAUCCCACUUGGGCAUGGUUCAACCCGACUUCUGGGUCUAAACCGGCAUGGAAGGCUUGGUUUAUUCGCAAGAGAAGACCUGGAUCUACCAACAAGAAAGACGGGAUCUGGCAUAUAAAUGUCGCAUACGGCUUCGUUGAUACUCGCCUUCGUAAACGGCGUUCAAGGCCUGAUGCUCAUUCCCACCCGUCACCAACUCCCUCUCCGACCAGUAAUCAUGAAUUUUCUGUCAUGACAGCACCGAUGCUAAAUAAUGAGUUGGAUAAUCAUCAUAUCGCAUCCGGAUCUCACAAUACAGUAUCUUACGGACCUCCGCAAACAACAAAUGCACAGGCCUAUCAAUACUUUGGCGUAGCAAGUUAUCAAGGGGAAGAGCAGAAUUAUGCGAGUUACCAACAGGCUGCACACCCAGCACCGAAUUCAUACAUCUUUAUUCAGGAACCAUAUCCUCGAACCUCGAAUAGGGACGCCAGGGGUCCAAACAUACAUCACCACGCGCACAUGGACUUUAUGCUGCCCGUAAACGCAACGAACAUGUCCCAAGGCUCCUCUAGUGGCCGCCAAAGUACCGAGCGCAGUCGCCGAGCUCGAGGAAGGCAAAUGCCACUGAGUGGGUCAAGGACCAGACGCACAAUGUAA